This is a messenger RNA of Prunus armeniaca (apricot), 708 nucleotides long. Lineage: Eukaryota; Viridiplantae; Streptophyta; Magnoliopsida; Rosales; Rosaceae. The record is from the annotation of a GenBank genome assembly.
AUGGUUUCUCAAGCGCCAAGUAAGGAUUCUAGCUUGAACAAAAAUCAAUGUAAGGAGCUUAAAGUUUCAAAACCUCAAACCAAGCCCUCGAAGAAGAUGAAAUUUGUUUCAUCUGCUGAGACAGAACGAGGCAGCAUGACAACAUUUUCUAAGGAGCCAAAGUCUAGUCAUGGCAUAAACACAAUGCCCCAUGUUGUGAAGAUAAAAUUGCAUAAAAUCAAGCCAUCCAAAGUCCCAAUUGUGGACAAGAAAUGGACUGAAAUCCCAAAGGAUAUAAAAGAGCAUAUUUGGGAAGCCGUUGACAUGGCUUAUGUGGUAGGGCAAGGGGGUACAAAAAUGGUGUUAUCAUCUGCUGGCAAGAAAUGGAAGGAUUUCAAGUCUACACUAACGAGGCAUCAUAUCCUUCCAUUCAUCAAUGAGAAGGAGAAGUUAAGACAAUCCCCUGAAUUAUAUAAAUUCUUAGAGAAAGCAGACUGGGAUGCCUUUGUAGCUUUAAGGUUAUCCAAACAAUUUGAGUCUGUCCAUGCUGAACAAGCACAGAGGAGAGAGAAAUGCGAGUACAAUCAUCGAUUGUCUCAAAAAGGAUAUGUUGGUUUAGAGGAUGAUUUGGAAGAAAUCAUGCUAGGGGUAGAAAUUGAUCGAUCUACCUUGUGGAAGAAAGCUAGAGAAGACAAACACAGUAACAUCCCCGUUUUAAAUUUGUAUUAA